Messenger RNA from Myotis lucifugus (little brown bat), 809 nucleotides. RefSeq names its product cGMP-dependent protein kinase 1-like. Gene Ontology annotation, molecular function: ATP binding; cGMP-dependent protein kinase activity. The annotation marks the transcript as partial. The transcript has 11 exons. NCBI's taxonomy places the organism in Eukaryota, Metazoa, Chordata, Mammalia, Chiroptera, Vespertilionidae. The record is from RefSeq and is a predicted model, not a curated record.
AUGACUCUUGUAAAUGUGAAGCUCUGGGCUAUUGAUCGACAAUGUUUCCAAACAAUAAUGAUGAGGACAGGACUCAUCAAGCAUACCGAGUAUAUGGAAUUUCUAAAAAGUGUUCCCACAUUCCAGAGCCUUCCUGAAGAGAUCCUCAGUAAACUUGCUGACGUCCUUGAAGAGACCCACUAUGAAAAUGGGGAGUACAUCAUCAGGCAAGGUGCAAGAGGGGACACCUUCUUCAUCAUCAGCAAAGGAAAGGUAAAUGUCACUCGCGAAGACUCACCAAGUGAAGACCCAGUCUUUCUUCGGACUUUAGGCAAAGGAGAUUGGUUUGGAGAGAAAGCCUUGCAGGGGGAGGAUGUGAGAACAGCAAACGUAAUUGCUGCAGAAGCAGUGACCUGCCUUGUGAUCGACAGAGACUCUUUCAAGCAUUUGAUUGGAGGAUUGGAGGAUGUUUCUAAUAAAGCAUAUGAGGAUGCAGAAGCUAAAGCAAAAUACGAAGCCGAGGCUGCUUUCUUCGCCAACCUGAAGCUGUCUGAUUUCAACAUCAUCGACACCCUUGGCGUUGGAGGUUUCGGACGAGUAGAACUGAUCUUUGAGCUUAGUCAUUUAGCCAACAAUGCAGCAAGCCCACCUUUCUCAGGCCCAGAUCCUAUGAAAACCUAUAACAUCAUAUUGAGAGGGAUUGACAUGAUAGAAUUUCCAAAGAAGAUUGCCAAAAAUGCUGCUAAUUUAAUUAAAAAACUAUGCAGGGACAAUCCAUCAGAAAGACUAGGGAAUUUGAAAAAUGGAGUGAAAGACAUUCAAAAGCACAA